AUGGUGGAUGUGCCUCUGGAGUCGCUGCAUCCGGGCAUGGUGAAGGUUCAGCCAGGGGAGGAGGUGGUGGUGUGCACCCUCUGGACACUCAUGCUCUUUCCAGAUGACUCGGUGUUGAGGCACAACCCAAGGGACGCAGUGCUCAAGGUGAGCUGUGGUACGAAGGGGUACAGGGAAAGUGGUGAGGAGGUGGUGGUGUGCACCCUCUGGACGCUCAUGCUCUUUCCAGAUGACUCUGUUCUCAGGCACAACCCAAGAGAUGCGGUGCUCAAGUGGAUCCAGGCACUCAAGCCCCGCCUGGUGCUGCUAGCAGAGGUGGACGCGGCCCUCAACGGCCCCUUCUUCCUUGCCCGCGUGCGCGAGACCUUCCGAUCCAUGCUCGCUUUCAUCUCAACCAUCCAUUCCACCAAGCCCGAUGCCUUAAUCUCGCCCGUCCAUUCCAUGUGGGAGGCUGUGCUCUUCCGCGAGCUCAUCAACUGCGUCGGAUGCGAGGGGAUCCAACGGCUGAUACGCGCCGAGAGGCUGGAGCAGUGGCAGGAGCGGAUGCGGAGGUUAGGGUUUGAGGCGGUGGGAUUGGGGAGCGAGACUUUUGCUGCUAUGAGGGAGACUACGGAGGGGAGGGAUGGGAAAUUCGAAGUGGUGUCGGUGGGGGGUGCGGCUAGGCUUAUGUGGAAAGGGGUGGCCGUUGUGAGCCACUACAGCACCACCCUCUUCCCUGUCUCUCCCCUCCCGCAGCAGCUGCUGUGUGGGGAGGUGGCGGGGACAGGGGGUGGGGGAGAGGGGGCAGGCCGCACUGUGACGAUCGGUGCAGGGACUACUGUGGGUGGGGCAGGGGCUGGAGGAAGGAAGGGGGGGAGUGGGUGCGGUUCCAGGGGGCGGCUGAAAUGGGGGGUGAGGUAA
Closterium sp. Naga37s-1 is the source of this 900-nucleotide messenger RNA. The record is from the annotation of a GenBank genome assembly. NCBI's taxonomy places the organism in Eukaryota, Viridiplantae, Streptophyta, Zygnematophyceae, Desmidiales, Closteriaceae.